This is a messenger RNA of Telopea speciosissima, 1822 nucleotides long. Its product is annotated as probable terpene synthase 11. Gene Ontology annotation, molecular function: magnesium ion binding; terpene synthase activity. The record is from RefSeq and is a predicted model, not a curated record. Gene Ontology annotation, biological process: diterpenoid biosynthetic process. The transcript is spliced from 7 exons. Lineage: Eukaryota; Viridiplantae; Streptophyta; Magnoliopsida; Proteales; Proteaceae. Bases 1 to 1770 code for a protein of 589 amino acids.
AUGGCAACUUUGAAGGCAAAUUUUUCUCUCUUCCCUUCAUUCUUUCCUAAUGUGCCUUCUUCCCGAAGGGUCUCCUCUUCUUGGAAAAGAAACUACUCGGCAUCUACUACUUCAGGUUCUUUCUACUGCAAGUUGACACAAUUUCCCUCAUCUUCUGCUUCACAAUUGAAACCAUCUCUCAUACACAGUGAUGAAUCUUCUUCCAAUACAGGAUUAGCUGGUUUUGGGGCUAGUAGUAAUGGAACAAAAGGCAUUGAAGAACUGGUCCAGCGGGUGCGGAGAGACAUGUUUAUAAACUCAGGUGACCCCAUGAGAAAUUUGAAGCUGGUUGACACCCUUCAAAGGCUGGGCAUUGCGUACCAUUUUGAUGAGGAGGUUAAUGCAGUCUUAGAUGAUGUGAUGUCGAGAAGAAAAAGGAAAAACGAAGAGGACGACCUCUUUGUUACUGCUCUUCGCUUCAGAUUACUCAGACAGAAUGGCUACCAUGUAUCUCCAGAUGAUGCGUUUCACAAGUUCAUCAACAAGGAAGGGAAAUUCCAGGAGGCAUUAAGCAAUGAUAUAGUAGGGAUGCUAAGUUUGUAUGAAGUUUCCUACUUAGGUGCAAAAGGAGAGGAAAUAUUAUCAGAGGCCAUGGAAUUCACCAAAAAUAACUUGAGAACAUCAAUGCCGAAUUUGGAUCUUCCUCUUGCUAGAGAAGUUGGAACAGCCUUGGAGGUCCCCAGGCACUUAAGGAUGGUAAGGUUAGAAGCUAGAAGGUAUAUUGAUGAAUAUGCCCUGAAAACCGCAGGAAGCACAGUUCUUGUAGAGCUUGCAAAGUUGGAUUUUAACAACAUUCAAUUGCUACACCAAAUGGAAUUGGCAGAAGUAAUCAGGUGGUGGAAAGAAUUAGGGCUUGUUGAGAAGCUAAGCUUUGCGCGGGAUCGACCAUUGGAGUGUUUCCUAUGGACUGUUGGAAUAUUUCCAGACCCAUGGCACUCAAAAUGUCGAAUUGAGCUAACAAAAACAAUCGCCAUCUUAUUAGUCAUUGAUGACAUCUUCGACUCAUAUGGAUCAAUAGAAGAACUUGUUCUCUUCAAUAAUGCAAUUCAAAGAUGGGAUCUUGAAGCAAUUGAACAACUUCCUGAAUACAUGAAGAUAUGUUAUAUGGCUUUGUUUAAUACUACCAACGAGAUUGGCUAUAGAGUCUUUAAAGAACAUGGAUGGAGCAUCAUCCCUCAUUUGAAGAGAACGUGGAUAGAUAUGUUUGAAGGAUUUCUAGUUGAAGCUAAAUGGUUUAACAAGAAAUAUGUGCCUACACAAGAGGAACAUUUAGUAAAUGGAGUUACCACAGCAGGGACAUAUAUGGCCUUAGUGCAUGCUUUCUUUCUUAUGGGAGAAGGAGUUACAAAGGAAACCAUCAAGAUGAUGGAGCCUUAUCCCAUGAUAUUCUCCCAUUCAGGAAUGAUCCUUCGGCUUUGGGAUGAUUUGGGAACAUGGAGGGAGGAGCAAGAAAGGGGGGAUGUGGCAUCAAGCAUAGAAUGUGCAAUGAGAGAACACAUUAAUAUUUCAUCGGUAGAUGAAGCAUGUGAUUACAUACGACAACUCAUUCACAACUUAUGGACUGAACUCAAUGGGCAGUUAGUAGCUCCAGAAGGGUUGCCUUUAUCAAUCAUUAAAGCGUCAUUGAACCUCUCAAGGACUUCCCAAGUUAUUUAUCAACAAGGAUAUGACAACAAUGCUUCAACCGUCGAAGAUAAUAUACAAUUAUUGCUCUUUAGACCCAUUCCCUGAAGAAAUACUCUUUCUCUUUUGCUGAUUUGUCAACUUAUGCAUUGCCAAGUUG